UUUAAUGGCAGGAAUGUGCCCAGCAUUGUCUUGUAUGGUGGCUAUUUUCAAUCCAUAAUCUCAAAACUAGAGCACUAAAGUGCUAACCCUCGGCCGGCUGUUGACAUGAUCUCAAGUGUAUAGCAACCCAAAGAGUGUUGCUGGCUAUAAAGCAGCAAGUAACGUAACAGGCUGAGAUUGAAGUUUUAGUAUAAUUAUAGUACAUGCAUUAUUUGCCUGUUUAUGACAUCUGAGUUUUACCUCCAUUCUGUAUUCUAUGGACUUAGCAAAGAAGCAUGGAGUCUUAGAAAUAAUUUAUGGCUCUUGGGGUAUGCUGGUAGGAAAAGAAAUAACAAUCAUAAUUCUAGCUUUCUGCUUUAGUGACCCUGUUCUAUUGUUCCUGAUACAGGAUCGCUUCAACUGUAAUACGUAUAGGCUACCUCGAAUAAAGGCCGCGUGUAGUUAGUUAGCUGCUAACGUGCAAGUUAGCUUUUGCUCGCUUUUAUUCGACAACGAAGCUUUAACAUCGAAAUCUACCACUAAUAACGUGUUGUGUGAAGGCUAUCCAUUCUGUAAACGCAGUGCUGUAGCAUCCAGUUUGUGCACACACUGACAGAGCUGUCUAUGAGCUGAUGAGUGAGAGGCUACGUGUUCAGAAAGGGGCAAAUGAAGAUUGCCGUCUUCAAACUCUAUCAGCCGUCAGGAGAAGGAGCUGGUGUGGCGGGUGCCCAGCUGUUGUCAGAGCACUACCUGGUGGAGUUGUCAGCUGUGACCACAUCAGGGCACGACAACGUUGGCAUGGAGAUGAGGGCUUUCGCUGAGCAACUCAAACCGUAUCCUAUGGAGCAAUUGUGAAUUGUAUUAUGAUUAUACAGCUAGUGUACGUAUGGUGAAUUAUGGGAGGUGCAUAUAAUAUCAUAGCUAGCUUGUGUUAAUUGGCUUGUGAAACAAACAUUGUUUAUAGCCAAGCUUGUAGGUAAACAUCAGUUGCCUAAAGUAUGUUUGUGUGCUCUGACAGUAGAUGAUGCUGUUUGCCUGGCUUUUAGUUGUACUUAGCAAUGUAAAUUAGUCCAUUAGUAGUUGCCUGGCAAUAUGGUGCCAACCAUACAGCUAGUGGAUUCUGAAGCUGAAACUAUGUGGUUGAUUUAAACUAAUAGCUAUAACACACGAAUCAGACUCUCGGCAGCUAAAACAGCUUUGGCAGGUAACACGCAGUUGAACUUUGACCUAAGAAAUGGCUGAUGUGGAUCUGUGUAUUGAGGACUUCAACAGGAUUGCUAUCGUGUGCCUCUGUUAGGCAACUUUAAGCCUCAUGGAAAGUACCACAUGGCAGACCUGCACACUGCUGGAGGCCUCCCUAUACUCAUGAAGGAGCUACUAGACGCAGGGCUCUUACAUGGUGACUGUCUCACAGUGACCGGAAAGACUGUGGCAGAGAAUUUAGCAUCUGUCUCCAAAGCAUCUGAUCUGACACAGGACGUUGUGUACCCAUUCUCUAAACCCCUCUCCCCUCCCGGGCACCACAUUACCAUUAUCAAGGAGCCAUAUACUUCUCUGCAUGAGACUCCAGGCUUCUUUGCUGUGAUCCUAGUCCACAGUGCAUAUAAAACUCUGUUCUCGAAUGUUUCAGCAUGCCUCCAGUCUGGUUUAGCUCCUGAGUUGCUAUACCCCAUCUCUAAACCCCUCUCCCCUCCCGGGCACCACAUUACCAUAAUCAAGGGUAGCCUGGCAACAGACAGUGCCAUGCUGAAAUUGUGUGGGAAAGUGUUUGACAAGCCGUUCAAAGGCCCAGCGAUUGUGUUCGAUGGGGAGGGGCCAGCCUAUGAUGCCAUUAUGGGUGGCCAGGUUAAACCAGGACAGGUGCUCGUGAUACGAUAUGAAGGACCCAAAGGAAGCCCUGGCAUGUCUGAGAUGUUAAGUCCAGGCUCUGCACUGGUUGGUGCCGGCCUGGGGAAGACUGUUCCCUUGGUAACUGAUGGACGCUUCAGCGGAGCAUCUCACGGGAUCAUGAUUGGUCAUGUGACACCCGAGGCAUUCGUGGGCGGGCCUAUAGCACUGGUAGAGAACGGAGAUAUGAUAAGCAUUGAUGCUGUCAACAGGAGAGUAGAUCUGGAGGUCAGUAAGGAGGUGUUGACGGCUCAGAAAGCUUGCUGGAAGAUUCCCCAAGAGCGUCAGAAAGUGAAGGGUCUACUGGUGAAGUAUCGACGCUCUUUGUCCAGUGCACAUACAGGAGCUGUGACCAGCUAAACCAACUGUGUAUAGUAGAGGCCAACGUUGUAGUUUUGUCCUGUAAAGCGAACAAUUUUUAAUUGAUGCAGAAUUGUAUGCAUGUAUAAUUUAAUAUACUUGGACCGUGUUUGUAGAGUAGACUCUAUAUGAUUGUGCACUUGUUGGUCUAAUGAGUUGAGUAAUGUGAAACGUUUCAUUAUCAGCUGUGCGAAUGGAAAUGUCAUCAUUCAGCACAUGAAGUUGCUUUGUUUCUCGAGUUAUUUUGGCUAUUGUAUCAUGAUGAACAUUUUAAUUUUGCUGCAUCCAGAAUCUACAAUAAUUUUUUAUGUAGUCUCGAA
Molecule: messenger RNA, 2546 nt
Organism: Halichondria panicea
Lineage: Eukaryota; Metazoa; Porifera; Demospongiae; Suberitida; Halichondriidae
Product: dihydroxy-acid dehydratase-like
Exons: 10
Coding region: 1306-2226 (306 amino acids)
Biological process (GO): branched-chain amino acid biosynthetic process
Molecular function (GO): dihydroxy-acid dehydratase activity
Source: RefSeq, a predicted model, not a curated record